Messenger RNA from Cadophora gregata, 774 nucleotides. RefSeq lists its product as uncharacterized. Gene Ontology annotation, cellular component: nucleus; cytosol; proteasome core complex. Bases 1 to 774 code for a protein of 257 amino acids. The record is from RefSeq and is a predicted model, not a curated record. The transcript has 4 exons. NCBI's taxonomy places the organism in Eukaryota, Fungi, Ascomycota, Leotiomycetes, Helotiales, Ploettnerulaceae. Gene Ontology annotation, biological process: ubiquitin-dependent protein catabolic process.
AUGUCGAGAAGAUACGAUUCCAGGACGACUAUCUUCUCUCCAGAAGGACGUCUUUAUCAAGUCGAAUAUGCGCUCGAGGCCAUUUCCCACGCUGGAACCGCUCUAGGUAUAUUGGCAAAAGAUGGUAUUGUGUUGGCAGCAGAGCGAAAGGUUACCAGCAAGCUUCUGGAGCAGGAUACGUCGGCAGAGAAGCUCUAUAUCUUGAACGAUAACAUGAUCUGCGCCGUUGCAGGAAUGACUGCCGAUGCCAACAUCCUCAUCAACUACGCCCGACAGGCCGCCCAACAGUACCUCCUUACCUACAACGAAGAUAUCCCUUGCGAGCAGCUCGUCCGCCGAUUAUGCGAUCUCAAGCAGGGCUACACUCAGCAUGGUGGCCUAAGACCUUUCGGUGUCUCUUUCAUCUAUGCCGGUUACGAUCCACAAAGACAAUUCCAACUCUACCAGAGUAACCCUAGUGGUAAUUAUGGUGGAUGGAAGGCUACCAGCGUGGGCGCGAACAAUGCCAGUGCGCAGAGUCUGCUGAAGCAAGAUUACAAGGAGGAUUGCGACUUGAAGGAAGCAUGUGGAAUGGCGGUCAAGGUUCUCAGCAAGACCAUGGAUUCGACCAAGUUGAGCAGCGAGAAGAUUGAGUUCGCCACGGUUGGAAAGACGAAGGACGGAAGAAUCUACCAUCACUUGUGGGGUGCGGAUGAGAUCAUGACAUUACUGAAGGAGCACGACUUGGCGAAGGAUGAGAGCGGAACUGAUGGAGGGGAUCGGGUGGUCACAUAG